GGCGGGAGCGCCGCUCUGCCGCCGUUGCUGCCUCCCUCCGGCCUCUGCCGCUCCCACCGGCACCGGAACCGCCACCGGCACCGGAACCGCCACCGGAACCGGCUCCGGCACCGGAACCGCCACCGGAACCGGCUCCGGCACCGGGCCCGGCCCGCGGCGCCGCGGCCCCGCCAUGGAGGCGAACGCGGCCAAGCGGAAGGAGCCGCGCAAGGCGCUGCGGGUUAAAGUCAUCUCCAUGGGCAACGCCGAGGUGGGCAAGAGCUGCAUCAUCAAGCGGUACUGCGAGAAGAGGUUCGUGCCCAAGUACCUGGCCACCAUCGGCAUCGACUACGGCGUCACCAAGGUGCAGAUCCGGGACCGGGAGAUCAAGGUGAACAUCUUCGACAUGGCCGGGCACCCCUUCUUCUACGAGGUGCGUAACGAGUUCUACAAGGACACGCAGGGGGUGCUGCUGGUGUACGACGUGGGCUCCAAGGAAUCCUUCGAGGCGCUCGACUCGUGGCUGGCCGAGAUGCGCCGCGAGCUGGGGCCGCACGCCAGCCUGGACAGCGUCGUCUUCGCCGUCUGCGCCAACAAGGUGGACGCGGGGAAGCUGCGCGUGGUGGACGAGAGCGAGGGGCGGCUCUGGGCCGAGAGCCGCGGCUUCCUCUACUGGGAGACCUCGGCGCAGAGCGGGGAGGGCAUCCAGGAGAUGUUCCAGAACUUCUACUCGGCCAUCGUGGAGGUGUGUGAGAACGGGGGCAAGCGGCCGCCGGGCGGCGCCGGGCUCAGCUUCACGCGCGAGCAGGCCGACGCCAUCCGCAGGAUCCGCGGCAGCAAGGACAGCUGGGACAUGCUGGGGCUCAAACCCGGAGCCUCCAGGGAGGAGGUGACGCGUGCGUACCGGCGCCUGGCCGUGCUGCUGCACCCCGACAAGUGCCUGGCGCCCGGCUCCGAGGACGCCUUCAAGGCCGUGGUCAACGCCCGCACCGCCCUCCUCAAGAACAUCAAAUGACCCCAAAAAAAAAAAACCCCCAAAAUUCACAAAAUUCGGGAAAAUUCCCAAAUUUCCGUCCCCGGGAUGGGAUCCGCGUCGGGGCGGGGCUGCGGAAUCGGUAAUUUCUGGAAUUUAUUCUCGUUUUUUUCGGUGUUAUUCCCGGUUUUCUGUGAAUUAUUUGCAAUUUUUCUGAGGGUUAUUCCCAAUUUUCCGUGGUUUAUUCCCAUUUUUCCGAGGGUUAUUCCCAUUUUUCCUCAAUUAUUCCCAUUUUUCCUGGGAUUAUUACCAUUUUUCUGUUCCCAGUUUUCUGUGGGUUAUUCCCAUUUUUCUGUGGGUUAUUCCCAUUUUCCCGUGGUUUAUUCCCAUUUUUCCAUUCUCAUUUUUCUGUGAGUUAUUCCCAUUUUUCCAAAGGUUCUUCCCAUUUUUUGUGAGUUAUUCCCAUUUUUCCGUUCCCAUUUUUCUGUGAGUUAUCCCAUUUUCCCGUGGUUUAUUCCCAUUUUUCUGUUCCCAUUUUUCCGUGAGUUAUUCCCAUUUUUCCUCAAUUAUUCCCAUUUUUCUGUGAGUUAUUCCCAUUUUUCCAUGGGUUAUUCCCAUUUUUCCGUUCCCAUUUUUCUGUGAGUUAUUCCCAUUUUUCCUCAAUUAUUCCCAUUUUUCCAGGGAUUAUUCCCAUUUUUCUGUUCCCAUUUUUCCAGGAUUUUCCCCAUUUUUCCAGGGAUUAUUCCCAUUUUUCCGUUCCCAUUUUUCUGUUCCCAUUUUUCAAGGGUUAUUCCCAUUUUCUGUUCCCAUUUUUCUAUGAGUUAUUCCUAUUUUUCUGUGAGUUAUUCCCAUUUUUCUGUGAGUUAUUCCCAUUUUUCCAGGAUUUAUUCCCAUUUUUCCGUUCCCAUUUUUCCGUGAUUUAUUCCCAUUUUUCCGUUCCCAUUUUUCCGUGAUUUAUUCCCAUUUUUCUGUUCCCAUUUUUCUGUGAUUUAUUCCCAUUAUAUUCCAGGGGGUUAUUCCCGGUUUCCUCAGGGUUAUUCCCAUUUUUUGGGCUUUUAUUCCCAUUUUUCUCUGAGUUAUUCCCAGUUUUUCUGGGCUGAUUCCCGAUUUUCUGAGUGUCAUUCCCAUUAUUUUCUUGGGGAUUUUUUUUCCACUUUCCCCAGACUUAUUCCCAAUUUUCUAUGAGUUUUUCCCAUUUUUCUGUGGGUUAUUCCCCAUCUUUCUGUUCCCACUUUUCUGUGAGUUAUUCCCAUUUUUCCAGGGGGUUAUUCCCAUUUUUCUCUGAUUUUUUCCCAGUUUCCUCAGAGUUAUUCCCAUUUUUUGGGGGAGUUCAUUCCCAGUUUUAUUCCCAUUUUUCCGUGGUUUAUUCCCAUUUUUCUGUUCCCAUUUUUCUGUGAGUUAUUCAUAUUUUUCCUCAAUUAUUCCCAUUUUUCCUGAAUUAUUCCCAUUUCUCUGUGGUUUAUUCCCAUUUUCCCAAGGAUUAUUCCCAUUUUUCUCUUCCCAUUUUUCCGUGAUUUAUUCCCAUUUUCUGUUCCCAGUUUCCUCAGAGUUAUUCCCAUUUUUUGGGGGGAUUCAUUCCCAGUUUUAUUCCCAUUUUUCCUCAAUUAUUCCCAUUUUUCUGUUCCCAGUUUUCUGUGGGUUAUUCCCAUUUUUCCUCAAUUAUUCCCAUUUUUCCAGGGGGUUAUUCCAGUUUUCUGUGAGUUAUUCCCAUUUCUCUGUUCCCAUUUUUCUAUGAGUUAUUCCCAUUUUUCCUCAAUUAUUCCCAUUUUUCCAGGUGGUUAUUCCCAUUUUCCUGUGAUUUAUUCCCAUUUUUCUGUUCUCAUUUUCCUGUGAGUUAUUCCCAUUUUUCCGUGAUUUAUCCCCAUUUUUCUGUUCCCGUUUUUCCUCAAUUAUUUCCAUUUUCCAGGGAUUAUUCCCAUUUCUCUGUUCCCAUUUUUCUGUGAUUUAUUCCCAUUUUUCCAGGGAUUAUUCCCAUUUUUCUGUUCCCAUUUUUCCAGGAUUUUCCCCAUUUUUCUGUGAGUUAUUCCCAUUUUUCUGUUCCCAUUUUUCCAAGGGUUAUUCCCAUUUUCUGUUCCCAUUUUUCUGUGAGUUAUUCCUAUUUUUC
Melospiza melodia melodia is the source of this 3056-nucleotide messenger RNA. It is a transcript of the gene DNAJC27, whose product is annotated as DnaJ heat shock protein family (Hsp40) member C27. The coding region runs from base 173 to 994 and encodes 273 amino acids. Gene Ontology annotation, biological process: vesicle-mediated transport. Lineage: Eukaryota; Metazoa; Chordata; Aves; Passeriformes; Passerellidae. Gene Ontology annotation, molecular function: GTPase activity; GTP binding. The record is from RefSeq and is a predicted model, not a curated record. The transcript has 7 exons. Gene Ontology annotation, cellular component: trans-Golgi network; Golgi cisterna.